Aphis gossypii (cotton aphid) is the source of this 2113-nucleotide messenger RNA. RefSeq names its product lysosomal Pro-X carboxypeptidase-like. NCBI's taxonomy places the organism in Eukaryota, Metazoa, Arthropoda, Insecta, Hemiptera, Aphididae. Bases 470 to 2008 code for a protein of 512 amino acids. Gene Ontology annotation, biological process: proteolysis. The transcript is spliced from 8 exons. The record is from RefSeq and is a predicted model, not a curated record. Gene Ontology annotation, molecular function: serine-type exopeptidase activity; dipeptidyl-peptidase activity.
CCGUUUUUAGAUUGUAAGUAACAAGACCGUACAACCAUAGGUACGGUACACCAGUUAAAUAAUGAUAGUUUAUAUAUAAUGCGUUAUGAUGUCAAAGUACAAACUACGGACGACUUGCAACAUCGCGUUGUAGACGGCUUUUGUGUUGGUACCCAUCACAUGUGGUUCUGUCGGAUAUGUUAUCUUAUUAUUAUUUAUUAUUACAAUAAUUUAAUGUGGACCGUGUGCGUCUGUACACGAUUAUUAUUAUUAUUAUUAAUUGAGUUUAAUCGAAAUGGAUAUAAUAUUAUUAUUGUGCAACUAUUCCGUUACCAGACGUGUGAUGCGCUCGUCACGAGAUGAUGGACUUAAUAUAAUGACUAAUAUUAUGUAUACGUGAUUAUAGUCUACUUUUAAAGUGAAAUCAACGAGGGUAAAAAGCUAUCAUUUACAAAAUUUUGUGUAAAUCAAAAGUUCAAUUUUGUUCAGGAUGUCGUUUACGGCAUGCUUAUCAUACUUAGCAAUAGCUUUGGCAGCUUUGCACUUGGCUAAUGGAGGAUACGUGUAUAAAACUGAAUACUUUACAGUUCCGGUCGAUCAUUUUAGUUUUACAAAUAAUGAAACUUUCCGUAUGAAAUACCUCAUCAACGACACGUACUGGGAACGAGAAAACGGUCCAAUAUUUUUUUAUGCUGGCAACGAAGGAGCUAUUGAAAUGUUUUGUGAAAAUACGGGUUUCAUGUGGGAGAUAGCCGAAGAGUUCCAGGCCCUGAUCGUUUUCGCCGAGCACCGUUACUACGGCGCUUCGAUGCCGUACGGCAAUAAAUCGUACGACGACAACAGCCGGCUUGGAUAUCUGACCUCGCAACAGGCGCUCGCCGACUACGUGGACCUGAUCACUUACUUGCGGCACAACGGGUCGUUUUCGAGUCGGAGCCUGAACGAAACUGUCGAUAUUUAUGACCUCGGUGUCAAUGACACGAUUGGCCCGUCACCGUCCAGCACCAACCCCGUGAUCGCUUUCGGCGGAUCGUACGGCGGCAUGUUGGCCGCCUGGUUCCGUAUGAAGUAUCCUGCCAUCAUCGAAGGUGCUAUAGCGUCGUCUGCUCCGAUAUGGCAAUUCACUGGUAUGACACCAUGCAAUGCAUUCUACAGGGUCACGUCAUCGGUAUAUACAGAUACAAGUACCGAAUGCGGUUUGACGAUAUUAGCGUCUUGGAAAGCUAUUAAUAAUGUUACAAAAACGGUUGAAGGAAAGACGUGGUUGUCUCAGAAAUGGAAACUAUGUUCACCUUUGACAAACGACAAUGACGUCUUGACUUUGAAACAGUGGGCGUCUGAACUUUAUGUGAACUUGGCCAUGAUAAAUUACCCUUAUUCUGCAAAUUUUUUAACACCAUUACCCGGAUAUCCAGUUAAGGAAGUUUGUAAGCCAAUGAAAAACCAUACAGAAGACGACUUAACACUUUUGGAAUCAGUCUUCAAAGGGUUGAAUGUAUACUUUAACUAUACCGGUACAUCUAAGUGUUUGGAUAUUUUUUCCUCUUCUGCUCCUACACUUGGUGAAAAUGGAUGGAACUAUCAAAGCUGCACCGAAAUGGUUAUGCCAAUGUGCUCUAAUGGAGUUAAUGAUAUAUUCGAAAGACAACCCUGGGAUCUUAAAGCAUAUGCUAAAUACUGUUUUGAAACUUUUAAGGUCCAGCCUAGUGCUUAUACAAUCGAGAAAACAUAUGGUGGUAAAAAUUUGAACGCUGCUUCUAAUAUAAUUUUCAGCAACGGUUUAUUGGAUCCGUGGUCGAGCGGUGGAGUGUUGCAAGACAUAUCAAAAACAGUGCUAGCUGUGGUAAUACCAGAAUCUGCACAUCACUUGGACCUGAGGGCAUCCAACCCCAAAGACCCAGAAAGUGUGAUUAAAGCCAGAAAAUUCUAUAAAAAUUGGAUUAAAAAAUGGAUAUUUCACUAUCAAAAACGUCUAACACGAAAUUCAAACAACUCAUUCGUCAAACAACAAAUAGUUCUUACUAUUUAAUGACGUUAUAAUUAAAAUGACAAUAUUGAUGAUUCACAAUUAUGUUGUGUUAUUUUUAUUAAUGAUCAACAAAUUAAAUACCUUACAUCGAAGUUUAUACCUAAA